Lodderomyces jiufengensis is the source of this 2310-nucleotide messenger RNA. RefSeq lists its product as uncharacterized. The transcript has a single exon. The coding region runs from base 1 to 2310 and encodes 769 amino acids. The record is from RefSeq and is a predicted model, not a curated record. Lineage: Eukaryota; Fungi; Ascomycota; Pichiomycetes; Serinales; Debaryomycetaceae.
AUGUUCAAGACAAAGAGACCAUAUUUACCAAUCAAUAUAGUUGAGAAGAUAAUAAGUUUCGUAGAUGAUGAUGAUAUACUUGGAGAAUUGUUAAAGAAUCCAUCCAUACAAACUUUAGUUGCAAAGUUCAAAAUUCCAAAAUUUACAAUAGAAAAUGAAUACAAUGCAUCAGCGUUAACGCAACAUGAAGGAAACGUAGAUAAUUUUAUUGGAAUGUGUUAUCUUUAUAAUUUUGUACCUGAUUUAAUUGAAUGUACUUUAAAAAAUUUUAAGACUAUAUAUGAAGCCAAAUUCAUUAAUUCGUCAGAAAAUAUUAAUUUAAAGAAUUCAUCAUUUGAAAUUGAAUUUGAAGAAAAUGAUUCACUUGUUGAUUUAAAAUUUAUUUUAAAUAAUUUUAGAGUUACGAAAAUUAUAAAAGUUGAUCCUAUCGAUCUUUAUAGGAUGGAAAUUGCGUUAAAUAAUUCAGUAGUGGAAGAUCACUUUGAUAAUGGUAAUAAUGAUUAUAUAGAAGAUCAUUAUUCAUUUUUAAUUAAUUCAUUGAAUUUAGAAAGAACAGAUGAAGCCAAAAUGUUAAGUCCAAUCCCAAAAGUUUAUAUCACAUCAAUAGAUAUAGAGGAUCACUUUGAUUAUGGAUCCGAGACACUCCCCAAAGCCUUAAAGGAACUAAAACUUACUGUAUCUCGUGGCAUGGGUGAAGGUCGAGAUAUUAGUUACUUGACCAACUUGAAUAAAUUAGUUGUCACUGAUGGUUUUUAUGAUCGUGAUGAAUAUUGGCCAUCGGUUCUAGAUAAUCCUGCUUCAUUUACUUUCUUAGAUCAAAUCAGAUUUCCAGGCACAUUAGUUGAGCUAGAACUAUACAAUACUGGUAUCUCAAAUUUUGAUGAUUUAAUAAAAUUUGAACAAUUAAAAUCAUUAAAACUUAUGGAUUGUUUCGAAUUAUUUACCAUUAAUAGUCAUUGUUUGCCAAAGACUUUAGAGUCAUUAAUUAUUGACUCAUCAUUCUAUUUCAAAACUCCUGAGAUUCAUGUAAUGGAAGAAUUUUACUCAAAUGCAGAAGGAAUGUUAGAACUUGAACCAGGCAAUAUAGAAUUUAUUGAUGAAGAUGAAGGAGGGUGUGUGAAUUUAUUUAGAAAUAAUAUUUUACCAUCAAAUAUAAUUAACUUAGAAAUUUUAUACUUACCAAACCACGUAUUAAGUAUCGGAAAUGAUUUACCAUAUUUAAAAUCCAUUAAGAUUAAUAAUAUUCGAGAAUUUGAUUUUGAUUCACUUAUUGAACAUACCGGUGAUCAAUUGGAAACUAUUUCCGUACUAGGUGGUAAGGAAAUGGAUUUUGAUGAUUUUAAGUUUCCAACAAGCUUAAAACAGUUAACAGUGGAUUAUUCAAUAUUUAAUAUAGGGGUAGAUCAAUUGGAAAAUUUGCAAAAUUUAAAACUACUCAAAUUAUCCGGGUUUGAUGAUUCAUCUGACUUAUUUAAACUACCACCAAAUUUAAAGUAUUUAAAAUUACAUAAUUCUCAGGAUUCUAAAUUUUUUGAUUCAAGAUUUCAUCAUUUCAAUAAUUCAAUUGAUUUCAAUUUUUUAAAAGAGUUAGAAAUAGAUUAUACUUAUUCUAGUAUCAACUUUUUUGAAAUUACUUUACCUAAAUGUAUUCAAAAUAUCAAACUUUAUGAAACUGGUGAUAGUAAAGUUAAAGUAAAUAUUUCAAAUUUAUUUGAAUUGAGUCAAUUAACUACAUUAAACGUCACUAAUAUACAUUUACAAAAUAGUUUAAAUGAUAUUCAAUCACUGGUUAAAGAUUUACAUUUAUGUGCUACAAAAGGAAGACCAUUAUUAAGAGGUGAUUUUAAUCAUCUAAAAAAUCUAAAAAGUUUAAAAGUAUCUCAAUAUAGAUUCAAUAACUUAGAUUUAAAUCAAAUAUCCAGAAGUGUUAAUGCAAUAGAAUUUGACAAAUUAACAAUCAAAAAGGUAAUUGGGGAUUUUGAACAUAUGACUUACCUCAAGUAUUUAAAUAUUAAAAACUCAAAAUUUACAAGUAAUAUUUUAAAAGAAAUUGAAUUUCCAAGUUCACUAACAAAUUUAUCAUUAGAUUUAAAUCCAAUUCAUGAUUUGUCUUCAAUUAAUAUUGAAAAUUGUUAUUAUUUAGAAUAUUUUUCUUUAAAAAAUAUAAUUACUAAAAAUCGUAAUGAAAUUAUAAAUGAUGGCAUAUUGAUCAAUGAUUUAUCGGAAUUUUGCCCUAAUUUGAUUCACGCUACUUGCACCUAUGGUUUAAAAGGUAAUCGGCUUCUUAAUAUCACAAUUCAUCGUGGUUGA